Symbiodinium natans is the source of this 735-nucleotide messenger RNA. NCBI's taxonomy places the organism in Eukaryota, Dinophyceae, Suessiales, Symbiodiniaceae. The record is from the annotation of a GenBank genome assembly.
AUGCUGAACAUCAUGCUGCUUUCCGGGCAGCACCUGACGAGCCUUCCUCUCGCGGAGCUGAGCGACGUGAAGGCCCUGAAGCAGCGCUUGCAUCAGGAGCACGGCCUGCCGCCACGCUUCCGGCAAAGGCUUCUUCAAGAUGGCCACCCUUUGGAUGAUGCCGUCAAGUUGCUAGCAAGGUUGGAGACCGAUGAAACCGCCAUGGAUCUGCAGAUCUUGAUCGUGGCCUUCUCCGAGGUUUCGGAGGAGCAGAGGCAGGAGCUGAAUAAUGCGGCCUGGUUUGGCAAUGCGGCCAAGGUUGAAGCUCUGCUGCAGCUCCCGAUGGACCCCGACCCGGAUGCUGCGAGAGAUGCUGGUGGCCGUACGCCAUUGAUGAGGGCGUCUCAGGGUGGCACCGCGAAGGUCGCACAGUUGCUCCUGGAGGCGGGUGCUCAGAAGGAUGUGCAUGACAUCGAGGGCCGUACAGCACUGAUGUAUGCAGCAUGGAGCGGUCAUUCUGAAGUCGUGGAGCUGCUACUGCACGCCGGUGCGCAGACGGAUCUUUGCGAUUUGAAGGGCCGGACGGCGCUGAUAACUGCAGCGUGGCUCGGUCGUGAGUCAGUCGUGCGGUUGCUCCUUGAGGCGGGCGCCGACACGGAUCUGUGCGACAGCUCCGGACAGACGGCGCUGAUACUUGCAGCGACCCACGGUCGCACUCCAGUCGUGCGACUGCUGGUUGACGCCGGGGCUACCUGA